Molecule: messenger RNA, 642 nt
Organism: Dendroctonus ponderosae (mountain pine beetle)
Lineage: Eukaryota; Metazoa; Arthropoda; Insecta; Coleoptera; Curculionidae
Exons: 2
Coding region: 287-631 (114 amino acids)
Source: RefSeq, a predicted model, not a curated record
CAGGCGAAGCAGGAGCAGCUCCGUUAAAUCACACAUAUCUAUUAAUAGUUCCUGAACUGGUUUCGUCACCGACGUUCUGAUUAAAUGUAAAUAAAAGUUGACGAAUUAAAAAACCUUCUACACACAUGAACUGUUUGCUGUCCUUUGAAGACCCGCCACUGGCAAUAUUGCUGCAAGCAUAAAAACUGCAACAAAUAUUGCUUAUUAGGCGAUUUUCCGGGCAAACAAUCGCGAUGGGCUCUUGAUGAACUCAUUUUGAGCGUAACUUGUUCCAAGGCACAACGCAAUGGGCGGCUUUGUGCUCUGUUCCUUCAUAGCAGCAAUGCUAAUGGCUAUUGCAAGUGCUGAUAUAGCAACGAACAGCAUUGGCCGGAAGUCGAACAGUUUUGCCAAAACAAAUCCUGCCACCAUCAUCGACUCGCUGAGGAAGCAAAUCCAGUACAAGGAGCAGGAAUUGGAGCGGGCUGAACGAGUCAACAAGAAUUUCGAAAAAAUGUUGGAACUCGUCAACAUUUUGGGCCAGGUGGACACGUUCUUAACAGACCGGACUAGGUCUUUGGUGAAGAAGUUGGCCGUACUUACGGAAGACAGCGACGACAUUAUUGUGGCUAAAGCAUCCAAUAAAAUGUAAUUUUUAGCAGA